Saccharomycopsis crataegensis is the source of this 1239-nucleotide messenger RNA. RefSeq names its product PDK/BCKDK family protein kinase. Gene Ontology annotation, biological process: regulation of glucose metabolic process; protein phosphorylation. The transcript has a single exon. The record is from RefSeq and is a predicted model, not a curated record. Gene Ontology annotation, cellular component: mitochondrion. NCBI's taxonomy places the organism in Eukaryota, Fungi, Ascomycota, Saccharomycetes, Ascoideales, Saccharomycopsidaceae. Gene Ontology annotation, molecular function: pyruvate dehydrogenase (acetyl-transferring) kinase activity. Bases 1 to 1239 code for a protein of 412 amino acids.
AUGAGUAUCAACAAGUCUUUGCUAGAUAAAAUAUACACCUACGCAAAGUACCCUCCCACAGGGGUCUCCAUUAGACAAAUGGUCAACUUUGGCGUCCACCCCAACGUUGGCACAUUAUUCAGAGCAUCGCAGUUCGUGGUCGAGGAAUUGCCCAUCAGGUUGGCCCACAGAAUAAAGGAGUUGGAUCAUUUACCCAAUGGCCUAAGCUUGAACCCGUCUAUUGUCGAAGUCAAGCAUUGGUACGCCAAAUCCUUCGAUGAAUUAACCAGCUUACCCCGGCCGCAGAUCGCCGGCGAUUUAAAGAAAUUGUUGUAUCCCACCUCCAUUAAUGAUCAUCACAGAAAAUACUACGUCGACUUACCCGAUACCAUCUACUGCUCAUCAGAUAUCUACGAAUACAACGAUCUUGUCACCAACACUUUGACCAAGAUCAAAAAGCGCCACGAUCCCACGGUGGCCACCAUCGCCAAAGGCGUGCUCGAAUGGAAGCACCUCACAAAGGGCCCCGAUGUCAUUGACUCUUCCAUCCAACAAUUCCUUGAUCGGUUCUAUAUGUCCCGAAUCGGCAUCAGGAUGUUGAUUGGCCAACACAUUGCAUUAAACAAAGAACCACUAAGAGAUGAUUACGUCGGGAUCAUUUGCAAACACACCAACGUUGGUGAUUUGGCCCAAGACGCCAUUGAAAACGCCCGGUACAUAUGUGAACAGUACUUCGGGCUCUACGAGGCCCCGAAAGUCGAGCUCUACUGUGCCGAUAACAUCGAGUUCAUGUACGUGCCAUCUCAUUUGAUGCAUAUGUUGUUUGAGAUCCUCAAGAACUCCCUUCGGGCUACGGUGGAGUAUCAUUUAAUGAAGCAGCAGCAGCAGCAGCAGCAAUUAAAAGGCGAUGCGUUUGAUAUUUACAACCUUGAGUUCCCGCCAAUUAAAGUCAUUGUCGCCAAUGGGAACGAGGACAUCACCAUCAAAAUCAGUGACGAAGGUGGAGGGAUCCCUAGAAGCGCCAUGCCUUUGAUAUGGACGUAUUUGUACACUACCGCAAAGGAUAUUCCCGAUAUUGAUAAUAUUGGGGAGAAUGAGUUCAUUGCCCCAAUGGCCGGUUUGGGUUACGGGAUCUCUUUGAGUAGGUUAUACGCCAGGUAUUUUGGCGGCGAUUUGAAAUUGAUCAGUAUGGAAGGGUAUGGUACUGAUGCUUAUAUACACUUGAAUAAAUUGGGGGGCUCGACUGAGCCGUUGCCAUGA